AUGAGUAGAUCUUGUCCUGGUUUUCUUGAUCGAUAUGGUAUAUGGAACAAUGGUUUUGAUUGUUCAUCACCUCGUGUAUGUUGUGGUCCAGAAAUUGAUCGUUAUUGUUGUAUCCCAUCUUCAACAUUAUCUUCUUCAAUAUCACCAUCAAAUCCUUUUGAAUCAUAUGAAGAUUUAGAUUCUUAUACAAUUCAGACAUCAGAUAAUUUACUUGCGGAAAAAUGGUUUUUUAUACGAAUGUGUACUAUUGGUAUACUUCUUGCUAUUCUAUUAAUUAUUUUUAUCAUUAUUUAUCUAUGUAUAAUAUGUAUUCGUCAUAUACAACAUAAUAAAAAACGAUCUACUAUUCAAGUACCAUUAUCAUCACCAUCAUCAUCACUUUUACUUGAAUCAAAACGAACAUCUUUAUCAAAUCGUAUAUCAACAAUAACUCAUGCAUCAAAUGAUAAUAAAUCUGGAUAUACCGAUGCAUCACUUGUAUUACCAACUUCAUUAAAUCUUUAUCCAACAACUAAUAGUCGUAAUUCAACAACAUCAUCAUCAUCAUAUUAUAUGUAUCCAAAUGAAUUUGAAUAUCUUUGUAAAUAA
This is a messenger RNA of Adineta steineri, 588 nucleotides long. NCBI's taxonomy places the organism in Eukaryota, Metazoa, Rotifera, Eurotatoria, Adinetida, Adinetidae. The record is from the annotation of a GenBank genome assembly.